This is a messenger RNA of Strongylocentrotus purpuratus (purple sea urchin), 1411 nucleotides long. RefSeq names its product AT-rich interactive domain-containing protein 1B. The transcript is spliced from 2 exons. Bases 77 to 1018 code for a protein of 313 amino acids. The record is from RefSeq and is a predicted model, not a curated record. Lineage: Eukaryota; Metazoa; Echinodermata; Echinoidea; Camarodonta; Strongylocentrotidae.
AUAUAUAAUAUGCCAGAAUGAAAUAGAUCCACUUACUUGAAACUGAUACAAGUUUUACAAGCAAUGUUGCUAUUAUAUGUUACAGGGUUGUUUUCCACAGAUCAGGAAGGGAAACUUCAGGUUCAAUGGAGUUGCUCAACAUGACUUGAACUCAUUUCUUCACACCCUUACAUCUUUGCAAAGGUUACGUCGCCAAACAUUAAGAGGCAGUCACCUUGGAAACACAUACAACACAAGAAAUGUCUCAUCAGACCAAUCAGGAGCAUUGUACCAAGAAACCAUGGCAAGCACUAUUUUUUUGAACCCGGUAGAUGCCAACACCAGUGUUACCCCAGACACCCUACCAAGGGGGUUAGGUGCCAAUAUUCCAGUCUUGCAAGAGUCUCAGGACAAUGUCAUUAUGGGGCAACCUGUACACCAACCACGUACAUUGAGGACUCAGUCUGGUUUUGGGCCAGUCUAUUCAGAGAAUAAUGCACUACCGUGGAAUGCUGGGCCUAGUCAGCCCCAAUUUAUGCCUUCCAAUCUCCAAUCAGGCAUGUUUGCUGGGUACCACACCCCUGCUCCAAAUGAGCCAUUCAGUGGUUAUUACUGCAGUCCUUACUAUAGAGAGGCCGACUACAGUCCUACCUACCAUCCCACUAUGUCCAGUUCUGCUCCAUCUCCUAACCCUCCAGUCUCAAGGCAUGAUCAACCUACCCUGUUAGCAGGGUACCUUUCACCACCACAGAAUCAACCACCAGUUCAUGAGAGCACAGGUGCUACACGUACCGUCAUGCCUUGGUCAAGUCAGGAUCCCUACACUCGACCCUACAAUGCGUCUCCAUCCAGCUCUGCUCUUCUGUGUAACCCUCCAGUCUCUGGAUAUCAUCAACCUGCCAUGUCGAGACGGCACAUUUCAGAUACACCAUAUCAACCAAUGAUUGUACAGCGGUCAGGAUCUAGCCAACCUCGGCCUAGUCAAAAUUGCUCCACAUCUGGAUUCCAUUCAGCUUCCCAUACUCCACCAAUUGUAUAGGAAAGAACAAGUAGACCAGGUUCUUCCAGUCAGGUUUCACAUUCCACUAACCUUUUGUCCCCAAUCCAAAGUACAAACGGUACUGGUAGUGACCACCCUCAACAGCAACCCAUGGGUGAUGUACACUAUCCAAGAAGUACAUUACCACCAUCAUACCACCCUCAACAGCAACCCAUGGGUGAUGUACACUAUCCAAUAAGUACAUUAACACCAUCAUACCACCCUCAACAGCAACCCAUGGGUGAUGUACACUAUCCAAGAAGUACAUUAACACCAUCAUACCACCCUCAACAGCAACCCAUGGAUGAUGUACACUCUCAAAGAAGUACAUUAACACCAUCAGACCACCCUCAACAGCAACCCAUGUGUGAUGUACACUAUCCAAGAAGUACA